ACCUCUUUUCUCUUUGUAGGUCAUGAAUUUCGUUCAGGAUAUUCAAAAGCAGUGCAAGGACCUUCAUGUAUCCCAUAAAUGCUAUGGAGUUGGCGGUGCCCAGGCCUCCAGCACUACUGACAGAAUUCCUUCACAGUCUAAAAGUGGUUUCUAUGGAAUUGCCUCCCAAAUGAAGCUUUUGGUAGACACUCCAGAGAAGGUUUGGAGUGCAUUGGAGAAAAAACAGUACCUAAAAGCAGCUCAGUUGUAUCUUUUCUCUCGUCACAUUGUCAGCCUCCUUCAUAUUGAUACUGGAGAUUCCUCUGCACCUAAAUUACUGUCUUCAUUCCCAAUCUUGCCAAAACAAUGGGCAGCAAUCAGUCACUUCAAGGACUCCAUACUUCAGGGAAGCCAUGGUUUGUUAAAGGAUGCUGCUCAAACUGAGGAGAUGCUUGCAGAGUCAUUGUGUGCAAUCCUUCUUUUAGAGGAGAGCUCACCUCGUCAAGUCUUAAGUGAGUUUAUCUUGGCAAGAAAAGCAACAUUACAAGAAAUCUUUCAUCCGUAUCAACAUGCCACCAGCAUCAAGUCCCAGGUUUGUGAAGUUGUUCAAGUGAUUAAAAGAAGUCUUUACCAAAUCCACACCCUGUUCUGUGGUGAUGAAGAAGAUGAACAAAAGGAAUUAAAAGAUAAUCCAGCUCUUGUUUUCAAAACCCUUGCAAACGUAAUGAAAAGAGACUCUUCCCCAAACAGUGAUGAGGAAGCCUUGGAGGCAUUAUUUGGUCCAGACUUUGACUUAGUAACCAGUGCAAGAUUCCUUCCCAAGAGUGUAUUAGGAUACAGACCACAUGUGAGAGUGUUUCCAUCCUUAAUAUCCAAAAAGAAUAUUCAACAAAACUGUGCCGAAUGGAUUUCAAUGUGUAUCAAGGAUGUAACAGCUGCAGUGAGUAAUCUCCUGAAAUACGUGGGCAGUCUCAAAGGCCUGGCCUCUUUACGAGAUGCAGUGUGGGACCUACUGAAGCAGACCAGCACUGCCUCAGGAGACUGCACCCUUGCCUGGUCAACUCUUUGUAAUAAUGUAUUAGGACGUGAUUUAUCCAUAUGGAACGAGUUUCUUCAAAGACCAUUCCUCUCUAGAGCUCAGGAUAUUUUGCGAAGUCUAUUCGAUGCCACUAUGUCAUCAUGUAAGAACAUGAUUACCAACACACUAGAUGAGAUUUCUUAUCAUAACGCCACUAACACUGACCUCAACGUACUCUGGGAAAGGGACAUAGCCAUGUAUGUUUGGCAGGAGUGUCCAAGUGAUGUCCCUAGAACAUUUUGGCGGGGAACACAGAUAAACACUGCUGCAAAUAACGAACAAGAAAGUGGACUUGCCCUGAAGGCACGAGUCUGCACUCCUGCUGUACAAAGAUUAUGUAAAGCAGUGGAUGAGAAGUUAGCGGCAAUUCUUGAAGACGCUCAACACUUCAUAUCAGAUGCGCAAAAAGCCCAAGGUUCCGACUUGACCAAGAGAACUUCAGUUAGUAAAGCGUUCGAGUUGUCGUUGCUUAACAAAAACAAGACAUCUGACGAAACAGAACCAUUCGAUCGCUUUGGCACCGCAAGUGAAAUCCAGUCUUUUCUCCGUGAAACUUGCUUUUCUGCUUUUAGCCAGUUAUUGCAAUCUAUUGAUGACAUCGUAACCAGUCUUGCAAACAAAUUGAAGUUAGAAUCAGAGGAAGUGUUUACGAUGAGAUCCGAAUCAUUGUUUGACACAGUGUGUAUUGACAGAGUUCUGUUCCUUGGUCGACUGUGUCACUCUUUCACUGAACAGUGCGGUAAUCUUAAACUGGUCAUGGAGGGACAAGAAACAGAGACAAAAGGUCGAGCAACUCUUAGAAAGUCUUCCAGCUCAUUAAAGAAAAAGCAGGGAGAACCAGGCAAAGGCGGUAAGAUGGCAGAAUUGGCCAGUUUUCUUAGACAGAGGUACCUUACUACAUACAGGUUAUGGAAAGAUUGGAUAUCAGUGCUCUUUUUGUCCUCUUUGGAAGCGACGUUGAUUCACGGCGACAAAAGCUCAUUUUUGCUGACCAUAACCAACUGGGAAUCAAUCAAAAUUGAAGAAGAAACAGAAGAGGGGAAGAAGAUAGAGUCCAUUAUAAAAGUUCCAUCCCAGGUGUCUUCUCAUCUUAUGUCUUUGCUGUUCAAUCUAUGCCAAGAGCUCAACAGAACAGGGGCGCACGCUCUGCAAAGGACAUUACUUAAAGAGCUGGUGAGUAACCUGGCACAUGGGGUUCUGUCAACACACGAGAAAUUAGUCAAGGAGCACAAAUCGAGUUUGACUCAAAACCACGCCCUACAGAUACUGUUUGACCUUAGAUUCGUAUCAACAAUCCUCAUGGGCCGGGUCGAAGAUGAUGAUUCGGAGUUUUCAAGGCGGCUGGAACAUGUGAUAGACGCGUUAGAAAGCUGCGUCGAUCCGUUUGAUCUAGAUGUGUUUUCUCCUCACGUGACAACAAACGUGAACAGACAGCUGCAAAAAUGCGGGGUUUUAUUCGGCGUCUUAUCCAGUCUUGACAAGCACUUUUCUCAUUCCUUUGGAGUUACACAACGGCCUUCCCCAGGCUCCCACGACCAACACAAAGUUAUGCCGUUAGCACCCAAUCCACCUCGAUUCAACUUAUUGCCACUCAGUUCCUAUUCAGGCGCGGGGCCUGCGUACCAAACUGGAGAUCACUGUGACAGCCACCAAAAGGAUUCCUUGAAGCAACAAGAAGAUGCAAAGCAGGUGGUGACCCGCACAGCGUUAUUUAAGCAUUAUCAGUUUUUUAACUCAGGCCUAGGUUAUGUGAAGGGCUGAAAACGAGACGGUUGAUGAUACUUUUGGAAAUUUGACUAUUACGUAACAGAUGUGGAUUCUUGCUUACGAGAUGAACAAUUUUUUCGAAGAAUUUAAGGUAUAAGGAAUUAACGAUUGAUAAUUGCCCACUAUUUAAAAAAAAUGUAUAGAAUCUUCGGAGAUGUAGCUUUGGUGGUGAAAGGAAGAAUUCGGGGUUAAGGACGGACUGAUAAUGUCGGUGAUGUAAACACCUUGGUCUGUUCCUCGUAGGGAGAACUGAACACGGCAAAAUGAUCAAACAUCAUGCUUAGUUAUUAAAAAAUAUUCUGUCCCGGGAAAGUAAAUUAUCAGGAGAAGUCAUUAUAUGUAAAAACUGUGGAUGUCAUAUAGAAAUAUCAACAUGUAGAGUAUCUUCGCCAUCGCCCCUUCUUUUUCAAAUGAAGCGCAUGUAGCCUUGGAUCUUUAAAAACCCCCGAGAGAGAAAUAUUAGCUGGAUUUAAACAUAUAAAAGGUGUUUGAUAUGCAAGAUUCACUUAUCGUAGUUCCUAUUUAGUUCGUCAGGUUCAAGCAACGUUUACUACAAAUGUAGGACACCAAUUUUCAAUUAAACGGAGCCCAAGUUUGCCAAACGUUUCCUUGCAAAAUGAAAUCCGAGGCUAGCCAUCGCUCCGACGAAGGGCUAACGCUCGAAACGUCAGCUUUUGUAAUCAUUACGGUGGCAAAUUUACCAUUUCAACU
This is a messenger RNA of Stylophora pistillata, 3535 nucleotides long. RefSeq names its product conserved oligomeric Golgi complex subunit 1. Gene Ontology annotation, cellular component: COG complex; Golgi apparatus. Gene Ontology annotation, biological process: intra-Golgi vesicle-mediated transport. Lineage: Eukaryota; Metazoa; Cnidaria; Anthozoa; Scleractinia; Pocilloporidae. The record is from RefSeq and is a predicted model, not a curated record.